GAUACCUUCCCCGGUUUGAUUGCGCUCAUCCGACAUUAUCUGAGCAUGAUUGAGAUUGAACCAAACACCGCAUUCUCCAUCCACCAGUACCUGAGUCUCAUCUCACGGAGAGCCUCUGGAUCUGGGAUGGGUUUAUUGACGUCGGGUGUACCGCUUUCAUGGGCUGAUACUAAGAAAUAUUCUACAUUUGUUCGUAGGCAAGGAGUUCGACAGUUUAUUCGACAAUAUCACAAGCUAUCCAAAGCAACGGGUGCUGCUCUAUAUUUUGGUGAUGAAAUCGAAUACACUUUGAUUCAUGUUGAUCCGAAAACAAGGGAGGCUAGGCUCUUGUUAAUUGCUUCUGAACUGAUACCGUAUUUGCAAUGGGAAGAAAAUAAGCUGCCUACGGGAAGUCCGAUUGACGUGUUGUGGAGGCCUGAGUAUGCCUCAUACAUGAUUGAAGGAACUCCAGGAAAGCCGUUUGGGCAUAUAGCAGAAUAUCUUAAUACCGUUGAAUUCAAUAUGCAAAAACGACGGGAACAUGUUCAAAAACGUCUUCCAGAAAACUGCUACAUUAUUUGUUUGUCGGCAUUCCCCAGGCUUGGCUGUCCGAAUUUCACGUACCCUCCUGCUUCUCCCACACCAACCGAAGGCGCUGCACAUAGCCUUUUUUAUCCUGAAGAAGCUAUAAACGCUUCGCAUCCACGCUACAAAACUCUAACACGCAACAUACGCCAGCGCAGGGGUUCCAAAGUUGUUAUCAAUGCACCAAUUUUCCGUGAUAACAAUACACCAAAGCCAUUUAUCGAGGACCUCACGCGCUACCGGGAUGCUAAUGAUGAUGCCACUCCUCCCACUCUUCCUGAUCAUGUUUACAUGGACGCCAUGGGAUUCGGCAUGGGAUGUUGUUGUCUCCAGGUCACUUUUCAAGGUUGCUGCAUAUCAGAAGCCCGCAUGUUGUACGACCAGUUAACCACGAUAUGUCCAAUGGCAAUGGCUUUAAGUGCCGCGACUCCAGCCAUAAGAGGCUACCUCCUUGACACCGACUGUCGAUGGGACAUUGUUUCUGCCUCUGUGGACGACCGUACGGAGGAGGAGCGUGGACUAAAGACACUGACGAACGAUCAUUUCAGAAUUCCAAAAUCAAGGUACGACUCAGUGUCAGCUUUCAUUUCACCCGAGGGUGGAGCUUACAACGACACAGACAUUCCAUACGACGCCGAGUUUUAUGCUGAAUUGCAGGCAGCCGGCAUUGAUGAUCUACUUGCUCGGCACAUCGCCCACCUCUUCAUUCGUGACCCGCUCGCGCUGUACGCCGAGAAACUCGAGCCCCUGGACGAGGAUGACACGGACCACUUUGAGAACAUUCAGUCUACAAAUUGGCAGUCGAUGCGCUUCAAACCACCUCCUCCCAACUCGGACAUUGGUUGGAGAGUUGAAUUUCGUCCUAUGGAAGUUCAGUUGACGGAUUUCGAGAACGCCGCUUUUGCAACCUUUGUGGUACUUCUCACACGGACGAUCCUCUCGCUCAAAUUAAACUUUCUCAUUCCAAUCUCCAAGGUUGAAGAAAAUAUGCGAAACGCUGUCAAGCGAGAUGCGGUGAACCGAGAAAAGUUCCAUUUCAGACGGGGUGAUCUCAUCUUUGUUGGUAAAAGUAAGGAGGCUGCCGCUGCAGCCUGUCGCCGUAUCCGUCUUUCUCAGAAUUUUGGUGGUGACCAUCUCGCUGGUGACAGUCCUAACUCCCAUUGCCAUCCGACAUCGCCCGAGAGCCUCUUUGAUGGGGAAAAAACAAACCACCCUCCGUCCUCAACAAAUUUACCUAACCCUGUUGAUGGCGAUGAUUCGCUGUCUUCCACACCUGCGACCUGUGUCAAGCCGGAAGAGAGCUACACCACGAUGACCAUCAACGAGAUCAUCAAUGGUAGUGUAAGUCUUCAACGUACACAGUGA
Messenger RNA from Mesocestoides corti, 1929 nucleotides. The record is from the annotation of a GenBank genome assembly. NCBI's taxonomy places the organism in Eukaryota, Metazoa, Platyhelminthes, Cestoda, Cyclophyllidea, Mesocestoididae.